AUGGCCCUUCCAAUGCCCGAGCCCACCAUCCCGCCCUUGCCGCUGCCUCACUACAAGGUGAUAUCCUUCGACGUCUACGGCAGCCUGAUCGAGUACAAGGCGCACAUCGUGCGGUCAUUCCAGCCCCUGCUGUCUCGACUGCCCGCGUCAUCCCCGUAUCUGGACCCAACACCGCUGUCCCGUGACAUCCCCGACAGCAACACGACGGGGGCGAUCCAGUUCCUCCGCCUGUUCCAGCAGCAGGAGGACCAGAUCAAGCUCGAGAAGCCGGCGCGGCGCUUCGACCAGAUCCUGGCCGAGAUCUGGCGGCGGAUCGCGCGCGAACUGCAGGUCGAGAGCAGCGAGGACGAGGCGCUCGCCUUCGGCAGCGAGGCGGUCAUCUCGUCGUGGCCGUGUUUCCCGGGCACCAUCCGCGCGCUGCGCCAGCUGCAGCGCCACUACCGGCUCGUGGCGCUGUCCAACAUCGACCGGUUCGCGUGGUACAUCACGCAGUCGUCGCCGACGAGCGGGCUGGGCGACGUGAGCUGGUGGAAGGUGUUCACGGCCGAGGACUCCGGCGGCGACCCGGCCCGGCUGGACGAGACGCGCCUCGAGACGCUCGUCGACUACUGCGCCAAGUACGGCGUGCAGAAGAACGAGAUCCUUCACGUCGCCCAGAGCCUGGGCCACGACCACGCGCCCGCCAAGCGUCUGGGGCUGAGCAGCGUGUUUCUCACCGGCGACGGGCCCCGCUGGGGGAAAGAGGCCGAGAGCCGCAUGGCCCUGGAGAAGGGGCUGGUCGGGUACGCAUGGCGGUGUCGCAACCUGGAGGAAUUUGCCGAGUUGGUGGAGCGGGCGUGGGAUAAUGUGACGCCAAUUGAAUGA
Molecule: messenger RNA, 864 nt
Organism: Fonsecaea erecta
Lineage: Eukaryota; Fungi; Ascomycota; Eurotiomycetes; Chaetothyriales; Herpotrichiellaceae
Exons: 1
Coding region: 1-864 (287 amino acids)
Source: RefSeq, a predicted model, not a curated record